AUGACACACCCCUACCUCCCCACGGAGCUAAUCGAGCUAAUAUCCACCUACCUGGACCUCCCCACCUUCCGCUCCAUGCGCCUAACCAGCCAGGAACUAAGCAAGCAAACCCUCCACCACCUCCGCACCCACUACCUCUCUACCCAGCACCUCUCCUGGACCCGUUCAAGCCUCGACGUCUUCUUAGCAAGAAACACGCACCCCACCCUCUCCGGCGCACUCAUACAUCUCGUGGUGGAUGCUACACCACACCACGCGCAAACCCUCUGGCGCGCGAGCAAAACCAUUGCUGAGAAACAAGCUGCUUCGCCAUGGCCACAUACAGGCGGCGCGGAGCUAAACGGGCAGUUGAAUGCUGCGCGUACGGCAUCGACGGCGGCGAAUACGUUUUUCAAUGAGACGAGGUGGGAUAUCAAGGUUCUCAUGACGGUGUUUGCGAGCCUGGGUAAACUGGAGAGUUUGGUGUUUGAGUACGCCGGGUUGGAGAUGAAGUAUGCGAAGUUUGGGAAUAGGUAUUGUGCGUGUAGUCAACAUGAGAUGAGUCGACCGUUUGUUAGUACCAUGGCGGCGGUGGCGGCGACGGGGUUGCGUGUUGGUGGUAUUCACGUCGGGGACAGCAACUAUGGCGCUGUUGGUAUUGGGCGGUUGGAGAGUCUAGCACCGGUUCUUGGAAAGUUUGACGAGGCGUUUGCGAAAUUAACGUCAUUGGAACUUCGUCUGCGCGAUUGGCGCUGCCCGGAUGAGGGUUUCGCACUCGACGAUAAUGCACGCGCGCCCUUCGUAGUCCGUUUCCUGGCAAAAGCCGCGCAGCUGAAAGAGUUGAAACUAGAUUGCCACACCAACUUCGAAGACGACGUCUUCGGACACAUGGCCCGCCACUGCGUCUUCCCCCAGCUGAAGCGCUGCAAGCUAACCACACUACCCAUCAACGUCCACAACCCGCGCGACCUGCACACUUUCCUGCUGCCCUGUACAGAGACCCUCGAAUUUCUGCACCUGCAGUCCGUGCUGUUGCCGGGAGGUGGCGAGGAGGCUUCUUGGCCGGAGUUACUGGAAGACCUGGCGAGCGAUGAGACGGUGUUGAAGACGCUGAAGGAGCUCAUGUUGCAUAAUUUGUUUGCGGCAAAGGGGAAUCGUAUAUGGUUUAGGGGGGCUCCGUUGGGCAGCUUGUUGGGGGAGCACGACGAGGUGGGCUUGUGGAGGAGGGAUAUCUUGGAUCGGGAUAUUAUUCCGUCGUCGUCGGGGUCGAGGGACAUGUGGGAGGGUUUGGUUGGGGCGUAUCCAUGGGUGGGUUUCAUCUGA
This is a messenger RNA of Pyrenophora tritici-repentis Pt-1C-BFP, 1302 nucleotides long. Its product is annotated as Amelogenin domain containing protein. The record is from RefSeq and is a predicted model, not a curated record. NCBI's taxonomy places the organism in Eukaryota, Fungi, Ascomycota, Dothideomycetes, Pleosporales, Pleosporaceae.